AUGAGAUUAGAUCAUGAUAAAAAUGUUAAAGCUGUAGAAGGUAGAUUACUUAUUGAAGAAAAAGCUAGAUAUAAUCAUUAAAUUGAAUUAUUAAAGAAAAAGGAAAUGAAAGCUUAACAAACUUUGAAGGUUCACACUUUUAUUUAUUUAAAUUUAUUCUUUUUAUUACAAUUAAUUUAUAAAUUUAUGAGUAAUUUUUGCAAUUCAAUAUUUUAUCUGUAUUCCUAAAUCAAUAAUUAAGAGAGCUGAAAAUGAAAGUUAAGCUAUUAAAGAUGACAUGUAAAAAUUAGAAACUAAUCUAAAGAUAGAUAAUUAAUUGAGGAAUAAAUACAAUAAGAAAGGGAAAAGGUUCAUUAAACACAUUUACAAAUUAGCAAAAGAAGUAUUAAAUAAGAAAAAAUGAUUAAUAAUAAUAAUGUUUUGGAUCAUCAUAUUGACAAUCUAAUAAAAAAAUAGAUGAAACAUUUUUCAUCUUAAAUAUUUAAAAAGGUAAUUAAUUAUUAUUAUAUUUUUAGAUAGAGGAAUAGAUGAUAUCUAAUAAAGGAGGUUAAUAUAAGAAAGACAAUAUGCUUUACAUAAGACUAAUUUGUAAUUAUAGCAUUAGAGAACCUUAGAAUAAGAAAGACUCAUGA
This is a messenger RNA of Paramecium sonneborni, 632 nucleotides long. The record is from the annotation of a GenBank genome assembly. Lineage: Eukaryota; Ciliophora; Oligohymenophorea; Peniculida; Parameciidae.